Molecule: messenger RNA, 4100 nt
Organism: Struthio camelus australis
Lineage: Eukaryota; Metazoa; Chordata; Aves; Struthioniformes; Struthionidae
Source: RefSeq, a predicted model, not a curated record
GAGGCAACGCCGCGGGCCAGGAAUCGGAGGUAGCUCCAGCUCUUUCCGUGCAGCCAACUCAACAGAUAAGUUGGCUCCCGCCGAGGAUUUUUGCAUCCAAGAUAAAGAUUUGGCAAAGACGCCGCUCCAGCUGUGGGGCUAACAUUUCCCAGGAAUUCCCCGUGGUGAUUUUUCUGCAGAAAGCAAGAGGCCUUUGUCCCCCUGGAGGCCGCUGCUGAAGGACCACCACCGAAAGCAAGUUCUCCUCUCCGCCGGGAAGGUCGCACAUGCACAACACCAGCUGCAACAUGUCCUGUCCUGGUGCGGUCACGUUGCCCUGAAGUUCUCAGGAAGCCUGCGCUGUUUCACAAUCGGACCGCGCGAGGUCCAAACUCCUGCCCUAUCUCCUUCCACCAGUUUCCCCCUUGGAUUCUACCCUUGCGCUUGGCCGUCAAAAUCAGGACUCGCAUGUUGGAGCCAAAACUCUGCCCCCGCUGGUGUCAGGGAGAUGCUUGCGAGGAGUUCUCUGGAAAUCUGAGAUAAACUCUCUCUGGCUAUAAAAAGGGGAGGCACUGGGAGCCACCUUGCACUCGCUCCCGCUGUGCCGCCGCGUCCAUGCGCUUCGGGGAGAGGCAGGAGAAACACUGAAGCAGCCAGGAGCCUGUGGCGAUGGCGACAGGCAAGACGCUGCUUCUCCCAGCCUGGCUGGCCCUCGUGUGCGGACUUUCUACUGCAUAUUUCCGCGGCAAGGAAUUCAUCACUGUCUUCCCGCAAAAUGACCAGGAGAACACCCGUGCCGACCUCAGUCUGCUCUUCACCACUUAUUAUGACUCAACUGUGAUCACAGUGAUGGUGAACAAGAACACCUUCCAGAAAUCGAUCUCUGUUGGCAAAGAUCAGACGGUCUCCAUGCACCUGCCCAGCAACCUGGAGCUCAUUGGCAGCCGCACCUUCGAUAAAACCCUCUUGAUCCAGGCCAACAAGGAGAUCUCUGUAGCCACCGUGAGCUCCAAGAGCUUCACCACUGGUGCCGUGACGGUCUUGCCCAUAGAGAAGCUGGGCACCGAAUAUUACGUGGUAACGCCAGUAAGUUCCAUCAAAGACGACAUGAAAGAGUUUGCCGUUGCAGCUGGGAAGAAGUCGGCGGCCGUUUCCAUCACCGUCCGAGGCAACGUCUACUACAGAGGCAGGACUUAUCCUCCUGGGUCGACUCUGCGCAUCAGCCUGCAGCCCUACGAAAGCUUGCAGCUGCAAAGCAGCAUGGACUUAUCGGGCACCAAGGUCACAUCGGACGAGGCCAUCGCCGUCCUCAGCGGGCACAGCUGUGUCCAGGUGAACUCGGGUUGCGACUUCGCCAUCGAGCAGCUCCUGCCCGUCUCCGGCUGGGGGAACAAGUACGUCAUUGCCACCAUCCCCAUGCAAACGGACACCGACUUUGCCUAUGUUGUGGCGGCUCAGAAGACCACCAUCACGUACCAUCUGGGCAGCUCCCACGCCUCUAAGGACGUCAUGGCCGGGGAGGUGCAUAAAUUCAAGCUCCCCCACAACUCCCCUUUCUACGUGACCGCUCCAGCCAGCAUCCAGGUGAUUUACUUCUUUACCGGAGCCAGGAAGGACUUGUUAAGGCAAGACCCCUUCCUGGUCAACAUCCCUCCGAUCUCGACCUACUGCACAUCCUACCGUAUCAGCAGCGUGAACAACUUCGAGAACCACAUCCUCCUCAUAGCACGCCACUCGGACACCAGCGCCAUCAAGUUCAACGACAAGGUCAUCGGGAACAUCCCCUGGCGGAUGAUUCCUGGCUUGGACUAUUCCUGGGCCAUGUACAGCAUGAGCAAGAGCAUGGAAGCGGAUAGCAUCGAGCACAGCCAGUCGCCUUUUGGGGUUCUGGUCUUUGGCUUCCAAAAUUAUGUGGGUUACGGCUUUGCAGGCCUUUGUGCCACACCUUCUUCUCCACCUUCCUGCACCGACCUCGAAUGCAAGGAAUAUGAGACGUGCGAGAUGGUCAAAGGCCAUCCCACGUGCGUGAGGGACACCGAAUCUACCUGCUGGGCCACUGGCGACCCCCACUACCAGACCUUCGACGGGAAGAACUUCGACUUCAUGGGCACGUGCACCUACACCCUCUCUAAGACCUGCACCUCGGACGCAACCCUCCCUGUCUUCAGCGUUGAGGCCAAGAAUGAGAACCGGGGCAACACGCAGGUUUCCUACGUGGGCUCUGUGACCAUCCGCGUCUACAACAUCACCAUCGCCGUGGUCAGAGGCGAGACUGGGAUCGUGAGGGUGAACAACCAGCGCUCCCGCCUCCCCAUCUCCCUCGCUGACGGGAAGCUCAAGGCAUACCAGAAUGGCGACUCCGUGCUGAUCAAAACUGACUUCUUGCUGAAAGUCUUCUUCGACUGGGACCACCACCUGGUGGUGAAGAUCCCCAGCAAGUUCUCCAAUCAGGUGUGCGGGAUGUGCGGCAACAGCAACGGGGACCCACGGGACGACGCCACCACCCCCGAUGGCUCGCUGGCUCCUGACCCUGUGGAGCUGGGCAGGAGCUGGAAGGUGGACGACGGCGACCGCUUCUGCUGGGACGACUGCAACGGUGAAUGCAAGACCUGCAGCCCCGAGCAGAUUGCCAAGUACAAGGCGGAGACCUCCUGCGGCUUGCUCACCUAUCAGUCAGGGCCCUUCCAGCACUGCCACGCCACUGUCAGCCCCAAAGUCUACCUGGACAACUGCGUCUAUGACCUCUGCAUGAACGAUGGGCUCCAAUCCAUGCUGUGUCAGGCCCUGAAAACCUACGCGGAUAAAUGCCGGGCAGCGGAAAUUGCCAUUUCCGACUGGAGGACCCCUUCGCAAUGUCCCAUGUCCUGCCCGGAGAACAGCACCUACACAGCCUGCGGCCCCGCUUGCCCCGCCACCUGCAACGACCCCGUGAUGUCCACUGAGUGCCAAGCUUUGGCCUGCGUGGAGACCUGCAUGUGCCGGGAGGGCUUUGUGUUGGAUGCCGGCAAGUGCAUCCCCAAGGCCAACUGCGGCUGCGUGUUCGAGGGACGCCUCUUCGCCCCCGGCGAGGAGUUCUGGGCCAACGAUGCCUGCACGAGACGCUGCGUCUGCGACGCCAAGAGCCGACAGGCCAAGUGCCGAGACGCCGGGUGCCGCACUGGAGAGCAGUGCCGGGUGGAGAAUGGCAUCCAGGAUUGCUACCCCGUGAGCUAUGGCACGUGCUCGGCGGUGGGACAGACCCACUACCAGAGUUUUGAUGGCAGGAGGUUUAUCUUCCAAGGCACCUGCCUGUACCAGUUUGCCGGGCUGUGCAAGAAGAGUCAAGACCUGGUGGACUUCCAGGUGCUGGUCCAGAACGGCCACCAGGACAACCAGCACCUGUCCACCAUCGCUUUCGUGCAGGUCAAAGUCUAUGGUAGCGACAUUGUGAUCAGCAAGAAAUACCCUGGCAAAAUCUUGCUCAAUAACUUGCUGAUCAACCUACCGCAUCGCACCAGGAACAGGAAGAUCUCCAUCUACAGAGGCGGGCAGCAGGCAGUGGUAGAGACGGACUUGGGGCUCACCGUCACCUACGACUGGCAGAGCCAGGUCACCGUGUCGGUGCCCGGCAGCUACGUGGAUGCCUUGUGCGGGCUCUGCGGGAACUUCAAUGGCAACGCCGACGAUGAGAUGCUGCUGAAGAACGGCCAAACGACGUCGAACCCGGACACGUUUGGGCACAGCUGGAAGGUGAAGGACAUACCAGGCUGUGUGGAGCUGUCGAGGGAGGAAUGCCCCACACUAAGAGAGGCGCUGCAUCACCAGAAGACCUCGAGGACAGGCUGCAAGAUCAUCUCGAGCCUGAGCGGUCCUUUCCAAGCAUGCCACAGUAAAGUCGAUCCCAACCCAUACUUCCAAAGCUGCGUACACGACUUUUGCCUCUUCCCAGACCAGCCGGACGUGACCUGCCCGCUCAUCACCAGCUACGCCAUGGCCUGCCAGGCCGCUGGUGUGAUGAUCACAAACUGGAGGACAGCUGAUCACUGCAGUAUUUCGUGUCCCGCCAACAGCCACUACGAGCCGUGUUCGCGAGGCUGCGGCCAGACCUGCAGCAUCCUCUACACACCCCUGCACUGCUCGGA